UGCCGAACGAAAGAGCUGCCAAGACAGACACGCGCUUAUUUCGAGCAGAAAAUUCUAUAUUAUAAUUUACAAACAAAUAGACGCAAAUAAAAUAAAAUGUCAACAUCGGGGCGCAAACGUAAACAGCAACUAAAGCCGCGCGAGGACGUGCACCGCUCGCCGGUUAAGCGUCAGAGUUUGGAUGUUAAAACGGAACCUCUGCUAACCAGCAGCUAUCCCCUGGCCGACUACGACUGUGUGGACAUAAAACCCGAUCUGACAGAACUCCAGCUACAGCUCGCAGUGGCAAGUCAUAAUGAAGUGACAACACCAACAGAAACAGUUGUGCCAUCUGUAAUUGAGGAUGAAAAACCGGAGUUGGAUCAGCAAAGCGAUUCAGACGAGGAUGGUUAUUCGGAAAUUAACUUUGGUGCAGCGCACGAUGUUUUUUGUGAUGAUGAAGUGGAUGACUACGACCCGGAGUGGACAGCACAGCAAACAACGCCACGAUUGAUAUUCAAGUUCUACGCGUCUCCUGGACAAACGGGAUUCAGGGCACUGAGGAAAUUGACUUGUCCUUUGUAUUACUUUAACCAGCUGCUGGGCAAUCGCGUUGAGUUCUUUGGCCAGCUAGCAGGUGGUUGCAAUGGCCGCAAUGCCACACUGAAGGCCAGCGCUGAGGAGCUGGAAACAUUUAUGGGCCUGAGCUUGCUGAUAUGUGACAUGAAAUUACCGCAACUGAGCGACUAUUGGAGCGAGCAGACAUUUCAAGGAUUCGCGGGAUUCACGUCAAAAAUGGGGCAACAGCGCUAUCUAGAUCUGCUGCAGUCGAUCAGCUUUGCCAAGCUACAAGGAGCGGGCACAAACGAAAGUAAAGCUGCUGGAGAUGCGGGCAAAUUGCUGAACUUCUACAAUGCGCGUAUGUCGGAGUUAUAUGCUAGCGGACAGCAGCUGGUGCUCAAUGAGCCCAUUGUCCACUGGAAGGGAAAAUUUAACUACCACAACGAGCUGCCCUUGAAGCAUCGCAGCAAUGCACUAAUGUUGCACCUGCUUAGCGAGCAGAGUGGAUUGAUUAUACGUAUGCUGCCGGAACGAGUGGAGCCGCCGCCACAGUUGGCGCGUAAUUCUCGGCAACUGGUGGCACAUCGUUGCGAGCUGGCGCUACAGUUGCUCCAGUCGCAUGGGCAGCGCGGGCACAGCGUCUAUGUGUGUAAAUAUUAUGGCAGCUAUGGACUGGCUCAUGAGCUGGCCAAGAUGGGCACCUAUUGCAGCGGACUGCUGGACAGAAAUCGAUAUGGGAAUAGCAAGGCACUCAUCUAUCAGCAGCUAUCGCCAAAUAGCAUAGCUACUAGAUAUGCCACGCCCCUAAUGAUGGCCAAGUGGCGGCGACGCCGAGAAAAAUGCGUCUAUUUCUACAGCUCCGAUUGCCUGGCUAUCUACGCUAAGGAGAUGUCCAUGCAGAAGAUAAAUGCACGACCAAAGCUCAUACAAGAGCUGGACUUUCAGCUGCGACCCACCGCUCAGUCUACACGACAGCAGCUGAUCAGCUGCCAGCCGAGCUGUGCGGGUUUGCGGCAGCAGCAGCAGUUGGCAAUCUUUCUGCUUAAUCUGCUGGUCUUUAAUGCACAUGUGCUCUACGUGACCAAUGCGCAGCCGACGCGCGGCUUCGAUGCCACCAAGUUGAAGACAUACGCUGAGUUUCGGGUAAGCAUCAUUAAAUCUCUGCUCAAGGAGGAUCAGGCGUCGCCAGCUGCUGCUGCACCGCCAACAUCACCAACAACGCCUCAUGCGAACAGCAAGCGACAGGAGCAACAACAUUCGAAGAGAGCCCAUCAGCGAGGAACGACAGCAGCAAGCGCACAGCCUGAAGCCGAAGCCAAACACGAAUUGAUACUUAUUCAGCGAAAUGGGAAACCAACGCGCAAGAACUGCAGGCAUUGCCACAAAGGUGGAAUGUUACAGUUCACUAAGUACAUGUGCAAACUCUGCCCGGAUAUGCCGGGUCUCUGUCUAAAUCCGUGCUUUCGCCUGUGGCACGAGUUACUGCAGCAGCAACAGAAAAGUCCGACUAUUUCACAUUCAAUUUAAGACGAAUAAAAACAUAAUGAACCGUUUUGACGUAUACAAAUUUUAGCCGAAAACUAGUUUCAAUCUUAUCAAGACAAGACAUGGAUAAAUUUUUGAAUCAUAUGCCUAUU
Drosophila hydei is the source of this 2177-nucleotide messenger RNA. RefSeq lists its product as uncharacterized. The transcript is spliced from 2 exons. The record is from RefSeq and is a predicted model, not a curated record. NCBI's taxonomy places the organism in Eukaryota, Metazoa, Arthropoda, Insecta, Diptera, Drosophilidae. The coding region runs from base 97 to 2067 and encodes 656 amino acids.